Messenger RNA from Phytomonas sp. EM1, 1014 nucleotides. NCBI's taxonomy places the organism in Eukaryota, Euglenozoa, Kinetoplastea, Trypanosomatida, Trypanosomatidae. The record is from the annotation of a GenBank genome assembly.
AUGCAGAAUCCUCGUCCUCUUGCAUCUGUGCCGUUCAUUCGGCCCGAUAUGAAAGCGCAGCAGCCUGAGCAUGCCCACGUGCAAGGUCAUACGGACCUUAUACACGACACACAAUUUGAUUACUACGGCCAGCUUCUGGCUACUGCGAGCUCUGACCGAAGCAUCGGGAUCCAUUUGAUACGAGAAGGGCAGCCUAUCCAGCGAAUUGCUUCGCUUACUGGACAUAAGGGGCCAGUUUGGGCGGUCAGCUGGGCACAUCCUCGCUUCGGACGCGUACUUGCCUCCGCUAGCUUUGACCAAAAGGCCAUCAUUUGGAAGGAGGUGUCGGAGCGAUGGACCCCCAUUCACGUUGUUGACAUUCAUGAGGAAAGCGUCAACGCGGUGUCUUGGGGCCCCGAAGAGCUCGGCCUGCUGUUGGCCACGGCUAGCAGCGAUGGGACAGUCGCGGUAACAGCCUUCAGGGAUGGGUGCUGGCAGGAGAACAUGAAGCUUAGCAGCAAUAACAACAAAAUCGCCCAUGCCAUGGGCGCGAUGUGCGUUUCGUUUGCUCCUGUUAUGGCGGAUCUUGGUGACGAAUUUAUUUUGGUGUCAGGCGGUUGUGAUUGUCAAGUACGUUUAUGGGCGAAUGAUAAGGGCCUUACUCGAACGUUCAAGCUCGUUCAGGUGGUCGAGGGGCACUCAGAUUGGGUCCUCGAUGUAUCCUUCUCCCAGAUCUCUGCCUCAUCGCGUUUCGCCAUGUUUGCGUCGUGUGGGAAGGACAAACGCAUUGUGAUUUACCGCAAGCCGUGGGAACAGCUGGCUAUCGAACUCUCCGAUCCAUCCGUUGCGAUGCUAGACUGGGAAAGAAGCGUUGCUACAAUGGAUGAAGCAGUCUGGCGAUUGUCCUGGGCCCCUUCAGGCCAAAUACUUGUUGCCACAACAGCCAGCUCACAGGUCUUUAUUCUUCAGGAGAGCUCCGAUUUUAUUGAGCCCUGGAUUGUGACGCCAUUGGACGACUAUCAAAGCCAAAAAUGA